CAACAAAUAGAGGCAUAUAUAUAACAACCAACGUUGUCCAAGUCGAUCAACUGAUAUCCGCCUCCGCACUCUCGCCGGCCGUUCAUCAGUCAUUCAGUUGAACAGAUAUCGACUGUGCGAUCCGCAGUGGUGCCGUGCGUGCGACGAUGAGCUCCACGGGCAACGUCGCCGGCGGCGGCAAGAAGGUGUCGUGGCCGGAGGUGGUGGGGCUGCCGGCCGGUGAGGCCAAGGCCGUCAUCCUCAAGGACAAGCCCGACGCCGACGUGAUCUUCGUGCCUUUCGGGGCGGGGGUGCAGCAGGACCUCAGCCUAAACCGCGUCCGCGUCUUCGUCGGCACCAUCGCCAGCGUGGUGACCGUCGUCCUCGCCCCAAAGGUUGGCUAGCUAAGCGAGCUAGCCAGGGAGCUAUGGUUAGCUCAUGAAAUAAAUUCAUAAACUGAUAUCAUCUUGCAAAUUGAUUUCAUUUAUGUGUGUUGUCGUAUUCUUUAAUGUUCAGUUUUUGAGCUUCGGUUGUAAGACAUGUAAUGGUGAAACAUUGAAUUUGCGAGCAUGUACGGCCUUGCGAAAGAAGGCAACAAAAAGU
Messenger RNA from Triticum dicoccoides, 582 nucleotides. Its product is annotated as subtilisin-chymotrypsin inhibitor CI-1B-like. Gene Ontology annotation, biological process: response to wounding. Gene Ontology annotation, molecular function: serine-type endopeptidase inhibitor activity. The transcript has 2 exons. Bases 147 to 383 code for a protein of 78 amino acids. Lineage: Eukaryota; Viridiplantae; Streptophyta; Magnoliopsida; Poales; Poaceae. The record is from RefSeq and is a predicted model, not a curated record.